This is a messenger RNA of Homarus americanus (American lobster), 6632 nucleotides long. RefSeq names its product lateral signaling target protein 2 homolog. Gene Ontology annotation, molecular function: metal ion binding. The record is from RefSeq and is a predicted model, not a curated record. The transcript has 12 exons. Bases 116 to 3496 code for a protein of 1126 amino acids. Lineage: Eukaryota; Metazoa; Arthropoda; Malacostraca; Decapoda; Nephropidae. Gene Ontology annotation, cellular component: early endosome membrane.
UCAACAAGACAGUGAGGGUCAACCCCAAGGGAGUUGUGUAUUCUCGUAAUAUUGCCUUAUUUUACCAUAUUAUCGUACUCUUAGGACUUACUAAGCCUAUGCAUGGACUAUAGCUAUGAAUUCUCUCCGGAAAUGGUUCUACAGACCCCGGAAAGAUGAUCCUUCAUUGAUGGCACAGUUUUAUUAUGCUGACGAUGAGUUGAACAUGGUAGCUGCGGAGCUGGACAGUUUUGACGGCAGGAAGGACCCCGAGAGAUGUACCGCUCUUGUCAACCAGCUCCGCCAGUGCCAGGAUAGGGUCCUAAAUAUAUGUAUAGAGAUGAUGGAUGAGAUAAUCCCUCGAGAACGGGCCAGUCGGGAUUUUCGUGUGAAGUUCCCUGAUGAUGUCAUGCAGGAGAACCUAGCAGGCCAGCUGUGGUUUGGUGCAGAGUGUUUGGCCGCUGGGAGCAGCAUCAUGAACCGUGAGGCUGAAAGUUCACGCAUGAGACCGCUGGCCAAGGCUGUCACCAAGACCAUUGAGACUGUCAGGAACCUCCUCAGAGAACAGUGCCUCAAACCUAUGCCUGAGUACACAGAGAAGAUUCGAGAAUCUCUUAAGAUUUUUGACAGAUUUUUUGCUGAUUUUGAGUUGAGUUAUGUGAGCGCCAUGGUGCCAGUCAAGAGUGUUGAGGAACACGACGUCCAACAGAAUGUGGUUGUCCUGUUCUCGGAGACUGUUCAGAGGGCUCUCAAACUGGGCUUUACUUCCCAGGACCAGAUUGAUGAUUAUGACCCAGCGUUGAUGUUUACAAUUCCUCGCCUGGCCAUUGUUGCUGGUCUGGUUAUGUUUCCUGAUGGCCCCUUGAACCUGGACCGGGAGCCCAGGAGUCUGUCAGAACUCUUCCGGCCGUUUAGAACUCUCCUAAGCAAAAUACGGGAACUUCUGUGGACGAUGAGCACAAGUGAGUUGGCAGCACUGGAGAAAGCUUUAUGCUCCAUGGAUGAACCUGAUCCAAACACCUCACAGAUUCCAAAUGAUGACAGCUUACCACCAAAUGCAUAUGGACAGGCAUCCUUUACCUCUGAUUUUGUUCAAAAAUUCUAUGCUAGCUACCCAUCAUGUAAGUAUCUCACUCCAGAAUUGAGUACCCUUUACCAACCUGGAAAGAAACCCGAACGCUAUGAACGAAAACGAGAACGGACUUCUGGAAAAAGUAGAGGAUCACGCUCCAGAGCCAGACAAGAACGUCAGAGUGAGAAGUUUCUUGCUCGCCUUAAUGCCACUGUAGAUGAAAGGCCAAGAGCACGUCGCAGAUCACGCCGUAGUCACUCCCACCGCCACCAUCAAAAUCCCCCUCCUCCUCCCCCACCAGAUAGUGACAGUGGGGAAGAGAGUCAUCAUUCCCAGCGCAAUCAGUCAAGAACGUCAUCUCGUACUGAACGUCAGCAGCAGCCUCACCAUCAAAACAUUCCUCCCCCACCUCCACCCCCCUAUGAUCAUCAACACCAUUAUCAGCAACACCAAUCAGACCAUCGCCACCAACACCAGCGACAACACGCUCACCGCCCCAGACGAUCGAGACACCAGCCCGUUGAUAGAAUCAAAACCAUCGCUUGCUCUUGUGGAACUGUUAAUGAAUAUGAACAUGGGUAUUUUGAUGAAUCCCAGCAAGGACCCCAUCAACCUGACACUCACUAUAAUGCUUCUCAGGUUCAUUAUGAAGUGACAUCAGUUCAGUCUCCUAUUGCUCAUCCCCACUGUAGCACUGCCUCAACAAAUUGUGAUAGUCUGUGUGAUAGCGUUCAUGUAACUGUACAGGCCGACAGUAGAUGGGGGGAGGCAGGACCUUCUUAUGUUAGUGAUUGUGUUAGUACUAUAGAAGGGGUGGACCGGAGCACCCUCUCUCCUGGUUCUCUGUCUGAAAUUCAAGAUAAUGAGAACAAGGAUACUGAGGCUCUAGCAAGUGCCACAGCACAACUGUGUGUUUUUGAUGACACUGGUUGCUGCAUAUUUUCUUGUUGUGAAAUGUGUGGAACUACUCAAACAUUUUCAGGUCAUGACCAGAACAUUUCUAUAGACAGUUCAGGUAACCCAACUGUUGCAGACAAAAUAAAUCCCUGUGAAUAUGCUGAAAAAAUAUCAGAGAUGGAGAAAAGAGAGUCUGUUCCAUCUGAAGAGGUGCAUGAACAAACAAUAAUAAUUUGCAAAGAAAUAUCUUCUAUAUCUUGCACACGAGAAACUGGCCAAGGAAAUUAUCAAACUCCUGGUCAGACAACCACUUCAGCUCCUGUAGAUCCUGUUAGCCCAGAGAGUCAGAGUGGACGUUAUUCAAGUGGAUCAACAUCACCUUAUAACUCUGGUGCUGAAGAUGAUGAAGAAGUAGCCUUGGCUCUUCAAGCAGCAGAAGUUGCUGCUACUUGGAGGCCUCGUGCAAGAUUUUCUGAUGCUCAGGAUUUGAUUCAUCGUCUAUUUGUGUGCAUCUCUGGUGUUGCUGAUCAGCUGCAAACAAACUAUGCCAGUGACUUGAGGAAAAUUCUUAAAUGUGUGUUCCUGAUGAACCAAAGUCCCCCAGAGGAGCCACCGAAGAGUGAGGAACCCGAAUGGUCUGCGUCUUCCCCAAUACAUUCCUAUGAAGAUGAUGAAAUUGCCGAGAACUCCAUUGGUGGCAAUGACUCGGAACGGCUAAGUGUUGAGAGUGCUGAGGAUGCCCUUGUUGUUAUAGGGACUCCUGAACAUCGCUGCAACUCACCUGUAGAAACUACAGAGGAUCGGCCCAUGGGGGAUUCCCCUCAUUCAUCUUCUCAUUCAUCACCACACUCGUCCCCACCAUCAUCCCCAUCAGCUAUUACCUCCUCAAUAUCUCCUCUUGCUGCACCCCCAAUAUCUACCUCGGCUUCAUCCAUAGUAUUACCCCCACGGGUGAUGCAGUCAUCUCACAUUUCUCCAGCAGACAUCCCCUUAUCUCCGACAGAUACAUUUCCAGCAUCAACAUCUCCACCUAUGUGUCCUCCGUCCAUACAAGUCCCAGCUGCCAUCUUUAAUGAUCAUGCUCUCAUGCAAUUUUCAGAAGUUACUCAGGCAUCCAUCCCUCCAAAUGUUGAGCUGCUUCCUCCCACACAAGUGCAGCAUGCCGAGUCUUUUGGUAUCACUCCUGACUCCUUCACUCUGUCCCCACAGGAGCAGUCAAUGGGGUCUCGGGAUGGCGUUGAACUAGUUUCACCGAGCAGUCCUAGAGAACGAAGCAAUGAGUCAGGUCGCCGCCGCCGCAGGGUUCAGGAACCUCCAGCUUGGGUACCUGACCAGCAAGCCCCAAGAUGUAUGGCCUGUGGAGCAGCAUUCACCAUGGUUCGCAGACGUCACCACUGUAGAAAUUGCGGAAAGGUAUUCUGUGCACACUGCAGCCAGCACGCUGUGCCUCUGCCUCACUACGGGAUCUGGAAGGCUGUACGCGUGUGUAAUGUCUGCUUCCUCUACUAUGUCACCUUUACCACAGAAACUGCAACGCCCUCUUCUUGACCCAACCACCAAAGCAACGAUGAUCCCCAUCGCCAUUACUGCCAAUUUCACAGCCACCGGCACGGUAGACAGCAUCACCAGUAUGAAAGACAGCAGUACCAGUAUGACAGACAACACUCUCACCAUCAUCUCCAUCACUACAACUAUUACCAACACUAACAUUGACCAAUAUGAUCACCGUUGUGGUUACCCUUAACCAUAGUGAAACGUACAGAGGCUGUCUAUGGAGACUUCCAACUAAUUAGCUCAAUCAGUAGAAUCAACAGAUACCCAACUGAUAGACUCUGCACUUUAAUUUUAGCACAGUUACUAACUAAUAAAGCCUCAAAUGAUUGCCUUACUGUUUGACUGUUAAUGUUACCAAAGGUGUCUUGCAGUUCAUUAUGAAAAUUUUUAAUGUAGUUGUCCACAGUGAAGAGGAUUUUGACUUAGUCUAAGUGUAUUAGUAGGUGUGUGGUAGAGGAUAUGCUGUACAUUGGAUACCAUGUAUCUCACAAUUUAGAAUUCAAACUGUUGUUAAUAAAAUGUUAGCGAGUCCCACUGGCUGGGUCACUGCCAUGUGUAUAGGUUACUUAGGUUUGUGGCACAACAGCACUAAGACAGGAAUUUGUUUUUUAGUUGCAAAAUAGACUAACAAUUUUAUACUUAGUAAGUGCACUUGAUCACUUUUUUGUAUUUUCUUUUUCUAGUUGUGUAUGGUCUGUAAGUACUGUAGUAAGGUGUGAGACUCCUGCCUAUGCUGUAGUUAGUUAUUUUUUCUUCAAAUUGUUAUUAAUAAAUUACAAGCAGGACUGAUUUGAGGGUUUUAAGAAAACCACAUUGCCAUUAUCAAACAUAGCUUAUUCAUCAUUUUAUUAAUGUUGGCAGGUUGUCCUAGUCAUAAACCAGUUUAAAUAGUCAUACUUGUGACAUAAACAAUGGGUUAAAUUAAAAGGUGUAUUUUCUUAACUUGGAUAGUGCAUGUCCACUGUCCUGCUGUGCUUCUGAAUAGAAUUGGUGGGGGCUAAAUUUUGAAUGUACAAGGAUAUUUGCAUGAGCCACCCUUUUGUGUAGUGGUGUAGUGGAAGACUUAAUCAUGUAUCUAUAGAUUAACAAAUAUAACAGAACAGUGUUGAAGUGGUUCUGACCAGUUGUAACUCGACUGCAGUCGUAUCUUAAUUUUGCUAAGCUUACAUUUCCUGUAAAUAAGUCACCAUUUCUUAUUUUUUUAAAAUGUCAUUAUUUUGGGGGAAUUUUGGAGCCUUUUAAUAAUCAUCUUGGGGUAUUUUCUGAGUAAGAAAGAAUAAUAAUACAAGCUCUUCAAAAGAUUUAUUAUGAGAUGAUUAAAGUUAAAUGGCCUAUUUUGCUGUAUGCCAAAGCAAAUCAAAUGAAGGCAAUAGACUGUAGUGUGAACAUUCUUAAGACACUUUCUUACAAAGGAAAAGCUAGACAGCUAAUGCCUUUUAUAGGUAGUACAGUUUCUCUCUCCACAAUUUCUCUUAAGUCCCUCUGCUACUAGUUUAGUUUGGGAUGGAAUUAUUCUCUGUCUUUGUGGUUUGGUCUUCAUUUUUGCCCUCAAUAUUUAUCAGAAAAAGCAAAAAUUUCUUUUAUUUUAUUAAUACACAUUUAAUAUAUUUUACCGGUGGGUGCAUAAAAGUGUAUAAUACAUCAAUUAAAGAAAAUUAUCAGAAUAGGUGAAGGGGAAUUUAAAAGUCAAAGUUAAAUUAAUUUGGCUCAUGCAUAGAAGAUGAGGACAGACACUGUCUUCCCACUUCUGUUCUAAAUACUUUUCUUUAUUUUAUGUACUGUAAAUUCUCAUUCUUGUGGGGGUUAAAUUCCUGGAGAAUACCUGGUAAUUAGUUUAAAAAUCUUGAGAAAAAUGGGAUACAUUCCAGGACCUGUAUUUCUUCACUCCAGCUCACUAAAUUUUAUAAUAAAACCCAACUGUCCUUAACAUGAACAUUUUUGAGGUUAUUGUGUAUAUUUUCAAUGUUUCAGAAUGAGAAUGUGGUCCAGGCCAGCCUUGUUUGGUAGUCUCUCAUGGUAGUGUUUGUCUACCUCACACUUCCAGGUCUUCUUCACAUAUCACAUAUAGUACUCUCCUAGUGUUUUUGAUAUUGUGUGAUUAUAAUAGCUUCUGUUUUUACAUAUUCAUUACUAAAUGAAACUAACAUGGCUGUCAGUGAUGACACUUGAUCACUCAUGGGAAACUAGUUUUAUUAAAUUUAUUGCUGUACCAUAUUUACACCUGAUGCUAUAUUUUUUUUUCAUGAUUUAUGUAAAUACCUAAUUUUAGUUUGGCUUCAUUCAGGACAGAAUCCCCCAUUAGUAACCUUGACAGUAUUACAUUUUUCACUCAUAACUCCUAGCAUUAUGUACAGUAUAGCAAAGCAGUAUGAAUGGAUAUUACAAUCAUUGGUUAGUCACAGCUUUUCAAAUUGUGAUUUUGGGGUGUAUUGUAUACAGUACAGUACUCCAUGUACUGUAUAUUGAAUAAUCUUUAUGUUGAGAAAGAGUUUACAGAAACCUUUCCUAUAAAAAGUUAAUUGCUAAUUUGAGAAAUUUUGCAAAUUAUAAGGAAAGUCGAAAUUCUAUACUGUAGUAGGUAGCGAUUUAGUAAACAUGUUGGCUGUGAUUCAAGUUUGGAAAUUAGGAACACACUUUUACUCCGAGGAUGAAGAACUUACACUAUUUUGUAUAAUUAUCUCUUGGAAUUUUAUGUUGUAGAUGGUACAGUGUGUGGAUAAGUACACAUUUGCCACUACAGUGAUGGCACCGAGUGUUCUUAUCUUUGCUAAUACUGUACUGUAUCCUGUUUGCAUUAUCAUUAAUAGAUUUAACAAUUCUACACAAACCAUGAAUGAUAAUUUCCUUUACGGUAUUUAUUAUUUUUAACAUUACUAAAUACUGUAAGGAGAAAGUCACCCUACUAUGGUGUUGUCAGUACGGGCAUUCACAGUUGAGUUUCAUAAUUGGAUGUGUACUCUCUUAAAUUUAGGAUAUGAUUAAGAAUGUAUAUGGAAUAUUUUAAUUUGUCUUCCCCCUUUACCUGUUGUUUUUACUAUAUUAUUGUACCACUAUUCUUCCUCUCUCUCUUUGACAUUUCUCUGCCCCACACAAUUUGUUAAAGAAGUACUGAAGAGAUAACUAGAACCUG